GCACAAGUCGGGCAGCGUUUGUCAGGGGUCCGAAAGGAAGGUAGGAAAGUCGAAGUGUUAGUUUUGCUAGAUGCAGUUUCGAUACACCAAUUCAUCCAUUUAACUAAGCAACGUUUCGAAACUUACCUAAACAAGAACACCUAAACAAGAACAAUCCUUCCUAGCCUCGCUCUCUUAUUCCAGUACUCACCUCCUACUACAACCACCAUUUUCCAUUUUCUCUCCUGGUCCCUGAUCGGGGACAGAAAAACUACGGCCCAAGAUGGAUUUCAACAGUCUGAAAGACCAGGUGACCAACCUAACGCUAUACGAUCUUAAGGCUGGCGUCCGCAAGGUUCAGAAUGCUGUUAUGAACUACACAGAGAUGGAAGCCAAGGUGCGAGAAGCUACCAAUAACGAGCCAUGGGGCGCCUCGUCGACUCUUAUGCAGGAAAUCGCCAAUGGCACCUUUAAUUACCAAACCCUCAACGAAAUCAUGCCCAUGAUCUACCGCCGUUUCACCGAAAAGGCCGCCGAAGAGUGGAGGCAAAUAUACAAGGCGCUUCAGCUUCUCGAAUUCUUAAUCAAGCAUGGCUCGGAACGAGUCAUCGACGACGCGCGCGGCCAUAUAACGCUAUUAAAAAUGCUGCGGCAAUUUCACUACAUCGAUCAGAACGGCAAGGACCAGGGCAUCAACGUCCGAAAUCGCGCAAAGGAGCUUGCGGAACUCCUGGGCGACGUUGAUCGGAUCCGGGCAGAGCGGAAGAAGGCCAGAAGCAACAAGGCCAAAUACACUGGAGUCGAAGGCGGUACCAUGGGAGGGUUCUCCGGUAGCAGCCGCUUCGGCGGAUUCGGUAAUGAGGCGGGCGGCGGCUAUGGCGGGUACUCGGGCGGUGUAUACGGAGACGGUGGCGGGUUCGGAGGCCAGUCUGAUGACUGGAAAGAUACCAGCGCCAGUCGUGCGGACAAGUUCGAAGAAUAUGAUGAGUUCGACGAAGGAUCUGCGCCGUCGAGCUCGUCUCGAGCGAAGCGGCCUGAGCGUAGCGAGAGGAUGGGCGUCAAGAAGACCGUCGAACCUGCAAAGAAGAAAGAGCCCGAGGUCGACCUCUUCUCUUUUGACGACCCUGCUCCUGCGGCGACCACCUCUGCAGCUACUCCGUCGAAUGGUUCUGGACUGGCUGCUCUGUCGACGGCCAGCAACGAUGACGAUGACUUCGAUGAUUUCCAAUCGGCAACGCCUGCGCCUUCAAACAACGUCAACAUCCCCCCACCUAUGGUGACGUCGCACGCUCAUUCCACCGCCCAAUAUGCUGCGCCAAAGCCUUUGUCCGGACCGCAGCAAGCUAACCUUCACGACAUGAUGUCGUCGAUCUCACCUCCCGCAAGCACCACUACGACACCUGCGGCUAACUACUCAUCUUUCGGCAUACCGGUAGCCGCGAGUAUGUCGGCCCAAGCGCCAAAGCCAACGACCAGCUAUCAAGCAGCAACUCCUAAUUAUUACCAGUCCGUCCAAGCCCACCCGACGGGAUCAUCAAUCUCUGGGGUAUCGUCCGCUGCUGGCGUUUCCACCUCAUCCGGCCUAUCAGCGCUUAACAAACCAGCAGCCCCAGCGACAGCUAAGCCUACCACCGGCGGUGACCCGUUUGCAAAUCUUUGGGGCCAAGCCGGUAACGGCUUGAAGAAACCGAGCACUCCGACUACAGGACCGAAGAUGGGUCAGCUUGCCAAGGAGAAGACCAGCGCGUCGCUCUGGGGCGCUCCCGCAGCAGGCACGCAAAAACCUGCGGGUAGUUCAGUUAACGCAUCAACCGGUAGCAGUGGCUUGGAUGACUUAUUAGGUUAGAGGACUACCCUAGCCCGUAACAAGGCCUUAGCCAAGACGGGGUCUAUGCAUGCCUACGAAAGAUAGGAGACUGUAUAUCACAUUGACGAUAUUAGCAACGUACAACGUUGCUCGGAACUUAGAAUUGGAGGUUGAUUGACAGUGGUCUUUUUCUUGUUGUUUUUUCCCCCUGUUAUUUAGUGGACUAUCGCAUGGAUGGUCUUGACACGUUCGCAAAAGGGCGCCUGGGAGUAAAAUGACUACGGUACAAUCUAAACAGAUCAAGCUACAGAUCGACAGCGUCUUUCGUUUGAUAAGAACUCUUGUGAAGACUAACAAACCACAGACAGAAAUAACAUUCUUGCGGUUUACAAUACCACAUGAUAUCGUAUCACCACUCGCCUGUUACGAUAUU
Molecule: messenger RNA, 2219 nt
Organism: Daldinia decipiens
Lineage: Eukaryota; Fungi; Ascomycota; Sordariomycetes; Xylariales; Hypoxylaceae
Product: ENTH-domain-containing protein
Exons: 4
Coding region: 263-1825 (520 amino acids)
Biological process (GO): Golgi to endosome transport; endocytosis
Cellular component (GO): clathrin vesicle coat; plasma membrane; endosome
Molecular function (GO): clathrin binding; phospholipid binding
Source: RefSeq, a predicted model, not a curated record